GUCUUGCUGUGAGGGGCAGAAGAGCUGAGCCAGCGGCUGCUGCGCCUGCUGCCUUUCCCUCGGCGCCCUUCUCUCCCGAGCUGCAGCGCCGGAGCCCGUCUGCGAGCGGAGCCACCAUGAUCGGCCAGAAGACGCUGCUCUCCUUCUUCUCGGCGGCGCAGGCCAAGAAGCGGAGCCGCUCCCCGGAGCCAGUCGGGGCCGCUGAGGCAGGCUCUCCGAAGAGGUCGAAGGCUGGCGCUCCGUCCCCGCCUCUCAGCCCGGAGCAGCUGGAGCGGAUCCGCCGGAACAAAGCGGCGGCCUUGCAGAGACUCGCUUCCCGCCUCAGCAGCCUCGCUCCUCCGGAGGUCGCGCCGGACUGGAGGCUCGCUCUCGCCGGGGAGUUCGCCAAGCCCUACUUCGCCCAGCUAAUGGACUUUGUUGCUGCAGAGCGCAAACGCUACACAGUGUAUCCAGCUGUGCAUCAAGUCUUCACCUGGACUCAGAUGUGCAGUAUCCGUGAUGUAAAAGCUGUCAUCUUGGGCCAAGACCCAUAUCACGGACCCAACCAAGCACACGGACUCUGUUUCAGCGUCCAGAGACCAGUUCCACCUCCACCCAGCCUAGAGAACAUCUACAAAGAACUGGCUGAAGACAUAGAAGGCUUUUCUCAUCCUGGCCAUGGAGACUUGACUGGGUGGGCUAAACAAGGAGUACUGCUACUCAAUGCUGUUCUUACAGUCCGAGCACACCAAGCCAACUCCCACAAAGAGAAGGGCUGGGAGCAGUUCACAGACGCAGUGGUCUCCUGGCUAAACAGCAACUUGGAUGGUGUGGUCUUCAUGCUUUGGGGGGCUUAUGCUCAGAGGAAAGGCAGCUCUAUUGACAGGAAACGGCACCACGUCCUACAGACAGCUCACCCUUCACCCCUGUCAGUGCACAGGGGUUUCUUUGGCUGUAAGCAUUUCUCUAAAACAAAUGAAUUGCUGAAAAAGUCUGGGAAGAAACCCAUUGAUUGGAGCACCCUGUGACACAGAAUUUGAAACCAACUGUGUUUGAUUCUUAGAGUACAGUCACUACUUGGGAAUAAUUCUUUGGAUUUGUUUUAAUUGAAUGUGCCAGAUCAAAGAGUCUACUCCAAAUCUCUUAUUUUGGAGUAGCUUUGAAUUUAAUGGAAUUAAUCCUGAAAAUGUGUUUUUCACAUUUUUGGUGCAUUUUGGGACAAAAAUAGAUUGGCUGAGAUGUUAGCCUUUUUAUGUUCACUCUGGCUAGUGCCAAGGAAGGCAUUCCAUUCUGUUAUUAGCUAGUGUAAAAUGGGCUUGUUGGUUUUUACUCCCCAUCUUGUACAUCUAAUGUUGAGGGAAAUGAAAGCACCUUUUCAUAUAUAUUUUUACACCAAAGAAUUUCAUUUUUCAUUUUUGGCCCACUCAGUGAAGUAUCCAUUUAGCAAACUGUUUAUGAUGUACAAAUCAAUGUCUUAUUUAGUCUUCUAAGCUUGUCCUUUUAUCAGUUGUCAAUUAAAAGUUGCAUCAUUUGCUGUGAACUGUGACCCUGUUUUCACACUGUUUUCUGAGGUCUGCAGGAAUUAGAUCAGCUGUGGCAAAGUCAAAGGCUUCCAGUUGCUUUCUUCCUAUUGGGAUAGGGAAAGGAUGGAGCCAGAUGUUUGAAAGCAUUGCCUGACCUAUAGGAGAAAUGGGGUUCCCAGUGCUAAUGAUGGUUGUGUUAGGGAAAACAUCACACAUGAAAAUCUUACUCAGCCACAGUUGGCAGCUAAACUUCUGUUGCAGGUAUUGGGCUUGUAGGAGCCGUCAUUAUCAACUUCUGUAAAUUAUAAGAAAGUCUGGCAUACCCUUUUUAUGUGCAAAUUGCAUAAUAAGAUAUUCUGUUCUGGUAUGUUUUAAAUACCAAAUUAUGACUUGUACUUGUGGUGGUUUUUUUACUCUUUGUACCACUAGGUGACAACAAUGCAACUAAUUUUUUUUACAGUCACUGUAUAUUUGUUAUAAAAAAUAAACAUAUUUGUUAUUUACUGUU
This is a messenger RNA of Podarcis raffonei (Aeolian wall lizard), 2010 nucleotides long. RefSeq names its product uracil DNA glycosylase (gene UNG). The coding region runs from base 117 to 1007 and encodes 296 amino acids. The record is from RefSeq and is a predicted model, not a curated record. The transcript has 7 exons. Gene Ontology annotation, cellular component: mitochondrion; nucleus. Gene Ontology annotation, molecular function: uracil DNA N-glycosylase activity. Gene Ontology annotation, biological process: base-excision repair, AP site formation via deaminated base removal; base-excision repair. Lineage: Eukaryota; Metazoa; Chordata; Lepidosauria; Squamata; Lacertidae.